AUGCGCACAGACUGGUUCAUUGCCCAGCACUUCCCAGGCUCGCUGUCCACCUUAAAUUUUACACCAGACAUCAAAAGUGCGCUGCGACAACGGAGCAGCGGGCGCAUUUUGCACUUGGAAAUGGCCACUGCAAUUCUGGAGUGGCCGAUUGCGCGCCCCAAAGGAUUCGCCGAGUCUUACGCCGACGACGACGAUGAUGAUGACGAUGAUACCGUCAACCUGAUCGAAUACCCCGUUUUCGACGCAGAGCAAUGUUUGCCAGUAGCACUCGCAUGCCACAGUACAACGGCGGGAGCAGAGCGAGACGAGCCUGUCGCUGGUGCGACGUCGACCAAGAGUAACAUGAUGGUCGGCGGAGACGGCGCCGUCGCUUCCACGCCAGCAGACUCGCUCACCAACGCUGUCGCAGAGGCCGACGUCGAGGAAUUGGCCCAACAAGAGGAUUGCUCAUCUUUUACAACAAGCACAGCAGACGCCCGACAGCCGACGACGCCUGCCCCCCUUCCUGCUACUACCACGCUACAGCCGCCGAGCGCCACCACCACCAUGACCAGCUCCGACAUGGACUCUUCGCGCUUGGAAUUCUCGUCGCCGCUGCGACAGCAAGUCGAACAUGUCUGCACUUCAGCGUCGCCGCUCAGCGACGUCAGCGAUGCCCAUGAAUUCGACUACGACUUUGACGUCUCGUCGGGCCAUCGCCUGAUCCGAAUCAAGCCCACCGCCGCGCAGUGGGACGACUUCCCCGCGCUGCUGGCCUUUGCGCGGAAGCUGGGCGCGUGCGAGGACGGCUGCUUCAAGCUCCAGCUGCCGGCCGAUCUGCGGCACCCGCUGCCGCACAAGGACAAGCAAACAUUGCCCGCCAAUGCCUACAAGGCGAAGCAGAUUCGCCGCACAACGUUUUGGCAGCUGAGCACUGUCAAGGCCGAGGGCGAGUUUUACAGCCCUCCAGAUGCGGACGCGGAGCCGACAGAAUCGGUUGAGGCGACGCUCAAAACGCUCAAGACCAUUUUUCGCAAAAAUAUGGGCAGGCAGAUGCGCAAUGUGCGAUAUCGCCCCGACGUACCCGCCUGGAGCCGCGAGCAGCGUCGCGAGGCCGGCGUCCCUCCCGACUGGAGCCCCAUCCACCCGCUCCGUGGCGAUCUGCUGGACCGCACAAAGGCCGUAAUUCCCGGUAUCCAUACCCCGUACGUGUACGAAUCGGCGCCGCAUUUCGGCGCCACCUUUCAGAUUCACGCCGAAGAUUAUCGCCUGCUGUCCCUCAACCACCUCUAUCGGGGGCGCAAGAUUUGGAUCGUGAUUCCAUGCACAGCUAUUGACGUGGCCGAGAAAGCCCUGGGCCGCGCCGCCGACGGCUGCUCACAGUUUAUGCGGCACCGCGCCGAAUUCUUUUUCCCCGAAAAGCUCGACAAGCUGGGCAUUCCCUACCGCAUCGCGGAUCAACGCCCCGGAGAGACGAUUGUCAUCCUCCCCGAUGCGUACCACGAAGGAUACAGCACGGGGUACACCCUCGCCGAGGCCAAAAAUUACGCCGACGACCAGUGGAGCACCGACACGUACAAGUCGUGCGCCGCGCACUGCCAGCUCGCGACGGCUAUUCCGCCUGAAUUUCUGCGACCGCUCGCAGAGGGCGAAGAGAGGCUGGAUCUGUGCGCGCUGCAGGACGAGCAGCAUGCGGCAGAGGCUAAACGGGCGGCCGAGGAGAUGGAGAUGGAUGCCGAGGGAGAGGACGAGGGAGAGGGGGUGGAAGUGAAGCGGGUCAAGGUUGAAUGA
Molecule: messenger RNA, 1770 nt
Organism: Beauveria bassiana ARSEF 2860
Lineage: Eukaryota; Fungi; Ascomycota; Sordariomycetes; Hypocreales; Cordycipitaceae
Product: transcription factor Domain protein family
Exons: 1
Coding region: 1-1770 (589 amino acids)
Biological process (GO): chromatin remodeling
Cellular component (GO): nucleus
Molecular function (GO): histone H3K36 demethylase activity; histone H3K9 demethylase activity
Source: RefSeq, a predicted model, not a curated record